Phyllostomus discolor (pale spear-nosed bat) is the source of this 2000-nucleotide messenger RNA. RefSeq names its product olfactory receptor 51B6-like. The record is from RefSeq and is a predicted model, not a curated record. NCBI's taxonomy places the organism in Eukaryota, Metazoa, Chordata, Mammalia, Chiroptera, Phyllostomidae. Gene Ontology annotation, molecular function: G protein-coupled receptor activity; olfactory receptor activity. The transcript has a single exon. Gene Ontology annotation, biological process: G protein-coupled receptor signaling pathway. Bases 124 to 1200 code for a protein of 358 amino acids. Gene Ontology annotation, cellular component: membrane.
ACCUCUACCUUGUACACUUGCUUCUAUAUCCUUCUUGUUCAGUAUAUUGCCUGGCACAUACAUAGACACUGAAGUUUAAGUUGUUCUUAUUUUCCCCCAACUCUAAGAUUUUCCUAAGAAUACAUGCUUUAUUUCUUUGGUGUUCCUGUCAUUCAGGGAAUACCUACACUAAGUGAAAAAGCAGAAGCCAUUGAAGGAGAAUUUCUGAAGACCAGCACAAACUUUCCUUACAAGAAGCUUUAUUCUAUUUUCAAGUCCAUCAUGGAACUCAAUACCAGUGCCAGACCCUUUCUUCUAACUGGAUUCGUGUGCUUGGAAAAGGCUCACCAUUGGAUCUCCAUUCCAUUAUCUGCAGUCUACACCUCCAUAGUUCUGGGCAAUGGUAUUCUUAUAUUUCUUAUUAGGGCUGACCAUAACCUCCAUGAGCCCAUGUAUUAUUUCUUAGCCAUGCUGGCAACCACAGAUCUGGGGAUGACCUUGGUUACAAUGCCUACAGUGCUGUGUGUGCUGUGGAUGAAUCACAGGGAAAUUAGCCAUGGUGCCUGCUUUCUCCAAGCCUACUUCAUUCAUAGUCUCUCUGUCACUGAGUCUGGAAUUUUGCUAGCCAUGUCCUAUGAUCGGUUCAUUGCCAUCUGCAACCCACUGAGAUACACUUCCAUUCUUACCAACACCCAGGUGAUAAAGAUUGGAAUGGGAGUUUUUAUGAGGGGAUUUGGUCUCAUCUUGCCCCCAAUAUUGCCUCUCUAUUGGUUCUCCUAUUGUAGAUCCCAUGUCCUCUCUCAUGCAUUCUGCCUCCAUCAGGAUAUUAUCAAACUAGCCUGUGCUGACAUCACCUUCAAUCGCCUCUAUCCUGUUGUGGUGGUGUUUUCUAUGGUUUUACUGGACUUCCUGAUAAUCUUUUGUUCUUAUAUUUUUAUUUUUAAGACUGUCAUGUGCAUUGCAUCUGGAGAAAAUAGGUCCAAGGCCCUCAACACUUGUGUUUCCCAUAUAUGCUGCAUCUUGGUCUUUUAUGUCACUGUCAUUGGCUUGACAUUUAUCCAUCGAUUUGGGAAGAAUGUUCCCCACCUAGUACACAUCAUAAUGAGCUAUGUAUAUUUCCUUUUCCCUCCUUUUAUGAACCCUGUCAUUUAUAGCAUUAAAACUAAACAGAUUCGCAGUAGUAUACUUCAAUUAUUCUCUCCAACCCCAUCAAGAACAUGACAUUUACUUUCCCUCUACGGGAAAGAGCUAUGAGAUUAUAAACAUGAAAAUUUGGCUGGGAUAGUUUAAAAAAAAACAUUAAAUAAAUGGUUAAAUGUCAGAAAGACAUGUGUUUGAGAUCCAACUGUUUCUUGUUUCACUCCCAUUUUUGUAUGACAUGAAAUAAGCCAUGUACUAAGCCACGUAAAACACUAAACACAGUGCAAGGUGCUUAGCAUUUGCUCAGUUGAUAUUCAUUGUGUAUUCAAAUACAUUCAUUCUACUAAAAGUACCAAUGCCAUGACUCUGAGUUCUGUGGGUUGGCCAAACAAACUUUAUAGUUUCAGUUCCUGGCUGCUGGUUUUGUUUUUUUUGUCAUGUCUUGUUUUGUUUUAUAUUGACUGAACAUCCCGGCAACCAAUGACUGUUAGCUGUUUUAUCCCUUAUGUAAAAUUAGUGAAUGUUGUCAUCAGUGAAACAGAGAGCCUGUCUGAGCUAAUUCCAAAUGAUUAUUAGUGAGCAUGGUGCACAUGUAAGGCAACUAUACAUAUAAAAUAUUAAUGUACAGUUUUUUCAGAGUAUGUAAAUUAAAAUAAUUAAAUUAAUUAAUUUCUAGUCAAGAGAAAUACUUUUUGUUAUAAAUUAAAUGAGACAAUGGUACUCAGAAAUUAUGUGUAAUCAAUACAAUUUGGUAGUUACAAAAUAGUCACAGGGACAUAAAAUACAAUGUAGAGAAUAUAAUCAAUAAUAUUAUAAUAACUAUGUAUGGUCCUAGGUGGGUACUGAAAAUAUUGGGGGGAAUGCUAUGGAAAGUGUGUGAU